Tribolium castaneum (red flour beetle) is the source of this 1560-nucleotide messenger RNA. RefSeq names its product tubulin alpha chain. Gene Ontology annotation, cellular component: cytoplasm; microtubule. The record is from RefSeq and is a predicted model, not a curated record. The coding region runs from base 128 to 1450 and encodes 440 amino acids. Gene Ontology annotation, molecular function: structural constituent of cytoskeleton; GTP binding. NCBI's taxonomy places the organism in Eukaryota, Metazoa, Arthropoda, Insecta, Coleoptera, Tenebrionidae. Gene Ontology annotation, biological process: mitotic cell cycle; microtubule cytoskeleton organization. The transcript has 3 exons.
AAGUUUGUUACCAUAGCUCAGGCAUGAAGUAAACACAAUUUUCACAAAAUUCUAAUGAGUUUUCGCAUCCCUCCAAAUUUAUGUAGUUAAAAUUUGUGGUGUGUGUUAAAUUGGAAAUUUCGCCAGAAUGAGGGAGUGUAUUUCGGUGCACAUUGGCCAAGCUGGGGUCCAGAUCGGCAACACCACCUGGGAGCUGUACUGUCUCGAGCACGGAAUUCAGCCCGACGGCAGUCUCAAGGACCAGAAGGACAUCGUCUCCGACAACUGCUACGGCACGUUUUUCUACGAGGUGGAGAACGGGAACAUGGUCCCGCGCAGCCUCAUGGUGGACCUGGAGCCCACCGUCGUGGAUGAGGUCCGCGUGGGUAAAUACAAGCAGUUGUACCACCCGGAGCAGCUCAUAACCGGCAAAGAGGACGCCGCCAACAACUACGCCCGCGGCCACUACACCAUCGGCAAGGAGAUGAUCCACGUGGUGAUGGACAAGCUCUCGAAGAUGGCCGAGCAGUGCUCGGGCCUGCAGGGCUUCCUCGUGUUCCACUCGUUCGGCGGCGGCACCGGCUCCGGCUUCACCUCCCUCCUCAUGGAGAACCUCUCCGACGAGUUCGGCAAGAAGAGCAAACUGGAGUUCGUCAUCUACCCGGCGCCCCAGGUGUGCACGGCCGUGGUGGAGCCCUACAACUCCAUCCUCACCACGCACACCACCCUGGGCCACACCGACUGCGCCUUUAUGGUGGACAACGAGGCCAUCUACGACAUCUGCCGCAAGAAGCUGGGCAUCGAGCGCCCCAACUACAUCAACUUGAACCGGCUCAUCAGCCAGGUGGUGUCGUCCAUCACGGCCAGUCUGCGCUUCGACGGCGCGCUCAACGUCGACCUCACCGAGUACCAGACCAACCUGGUGCCCUAUCCAAGGAUCCACUUCCCGCUGGCGUCGUACGCGCCCGUGGUCUCCUCCGACAAGGCCUUCCACGAGGGCAUGUCCGUGUCGGAGAUCACGUCCGAGUUGUUCGAGUCGUCCAACCAGAUGGUCAAGUGCGACCCGAGACAUGGCAAGUACAUGGCGUGCUGUUUGCUCUACAGGGGGGACGUGGUGCCGAAGGACGUGAACGCGUCCAUCGCCCAGAUGAAGACCAAGGCGAAUAUUAGGUUCGUGAACUGGUGUCCCACCGGGUUCAAGGUCGGGAUUAACUACCAGCCGCCGACGGUGGUGCCGGGGGGCGACCUGGCCAGGGUGCAGAGGGCCGCCUGCAUGUUGUCGAACACGACGGCCAUCGAGUCGGCGUGGAAUAAGCUGAAUAAAAAGUUUGAUUUGAUGUUUGCGAAGAGGGCCUUCGUGCAUUGGUACAUACAUGAGGGGAUGGAGGAAGGGGAGUUUAAUGAGGCGAGGGAGGACUUGGCCAUGCUGGAGAAGGACUAUGAGGAGGUUUCCAUCGAUGAUAUUGAAUAGUCACUCACGCAUUUACACUUCAUUUUGAUUAUACAAAUUGGCAAAGCCAGUGGUGACUGCGCUUAUGAGUUAUAUUUUUUGAACAUACAAUAAAUAUUUAAUAAAUUUAA